Symbiodinium sp. CCMP2592 is the source of this 5622-nucleotide messenger RNA. The record is from the annotation of a GenBank genome assembly. NCBI's taxonomy places the organism in Eukaryota, Dinophyceae, Suessiales, Symbiodiniaceae.
AUGGCAGCUUAUGGUCCUCCCAUUGCUGGACCCGUGACUUUUGAAAUGGCCACCCCGGAGACAACCAGUUGCCCGCAAGUGGUGACAACUUUUCCGUGGCCCGGUGAAGUCAACGUGAAGCCAGGUUUGGACUACAUCGUCCUUCACUUUGACCGUUGUGUACGGCUGCAGGAAAAGGAGACGGCAACCCUCGUCGGAUCUGGAACUCCAGAUCAAGCAACCUCUCGUCGGCUCGGCGAAGCUCCGCCAGGUUUCGAGCUUCCAAGUCUGAGCGAUGCAGUCUGCCGACACGACCUGGUGUCGGCUUCUCUUCCGGUCUCGGAGGUGCGAAUGCCUGGAAGAACCCUUAUCUUCCGACCUGACAGAGAUCUGAAACCUGGAUGCUGCUACACCUUCCACUUGGAUAUGGAGGCAGUGAAUUCGUGCAGCAGCCAAACACCCUUGUGCGAGGACCUGCAGCUCGACUUUUGCGUGAAGUGGCCAUCCCCGAAAGCCACCACAUGGCUACACGACGAUCGCUUCCUUCAGGUGGUCUUCAAUGCGGCCGUGAACCUGAAUGGAACCUCGCGCCGGAUACAGCUGCGAGCGGGACCCGAAGCCGAGGUCCUCCCGGAAGGUGCUGGGCCUGGGCAAGAAGCGGAGCGGGUGACGGCUUUGUUCACCCUGCGGCCCAGCAAACGCCUGUACUGGAUCUACGGAGACGGCAACUUUACAGGAGUUGGCGCAGUAGAUGACAACAUGGAUGGCACAGGCUCUCUCUUGGAGCAGCCUGUGUACUGUGCCCAUGUACCGCACGGGCAGGCUGCUGGGAUACAGACUUGCGAAGAUCAUCGCAGCUUUGAGGUGGACAUUUGUGAAGUGGAAGGAAACUGUCCGGACAAAGAGAAGCUUCCCUGUGGCAUGAUUCUCGAAGCGGAUUUUCAGGCCGGCAUGGCCAUCAGCCGCGGGGUAGUCAGCCGGACGAUGACCCAGACACAUCACACACGCAGCUGCCAUCCUCCGGAGCUGCUCAAGACACUCAGGAUAAGUGGCGAUGGGAAGACUCUUUUCUUCUCCUGGUCUCAGCCGGCCGAGGUCGCUGACCCACGAGCCAUGCUGAGCCUGUGCCAUGCCGGAGAACAGAUGCACUGCAUCCUCGAAGGUUUGGCGAUCGGCGAUCCUGCAGUCACUCCGUGCAUUGCUGGACCUGCCAGCUGCAGCGAGUGGUCAGUAGACCUGCAGCACGCGAGCAGCAGGCCGUGUGGAAGGCUUGAACUUCGCAUCGACCGGGGGGCUGUUCGUGAGGUCGGCCAGCAGAGGGCAUCGAAGGAAGCCCACGCUGCGAUGGAACAUCCUGCCUCGUGCUCCUCUGUGGCUUUUGAUGAGGGCCCGAGGUCCGGUGUAGCUCGGUGUUUUUUAGUGCACGAUGGCCUGAUGUUGGACAAAGGGCCAUCCACUCCGAACUUGUUGAGCGAUCUGGGCAAAGCUCACAUGGAUGUCUCGACUGUCUCCCUGGCGGACUUUUGGAGAAGAGUUUCAGACGGGCCUCGGUCCACGCCCUGUGUGAUUAUUCCCAAAGUGGACAAGAAGUUUUGGCUUGGGCAUGAGCGCCUUCUUUUUGACUAUGUCCUCCACGGUGGCCAGCUGUAUAUUACUGGUGGUCACUUCAAUCGGCGGGCGCUACAUGACGUUUUCGGUUUUAAUCUGCAGCAUGCUCACUCUGGCAACGUGCAGUAUCUGCAAGACGGGCACAGAAGUGUGGCGCCACAGUGCUCAGACAAGUGGUUGAAGAUGCUUCCCGUGCUCAAUGCAAUGACCGCUGUGAAGUUGCCUCCACGUGGCCAAGCUUUCGGCCAUACCGUCACUGCGACGGGACUCUAUUCAGCUCAAGAGACGUCCUCAAGCUUCAACAGCUUUGGGCUGGUAGACUUGCAGCUGGGUGGAGGCAAAGCCGCUUACUUUGCUUUCGACUGGCACGACGACGUGUCACAGGAGAGGCGUGCUUGGGCGAUAACUUUCGCCAUGCUCGCCGAAUGCAACGCAGAUCAGGUCGAAGUCAGCGAAAUGCCGGUGGACUCAAGGGCGCGAGGAUGGCAGGCACCAGCCGCACCCGCUCCAAGAAUGCAAAAGGUGUCGUACGAAGGGUCACAUUCUGCAAGUGGUAUGCCUUAUCAGUCCAUGCAGUUCGGACCGGGGAACAGACAGGUGCCGAAUCCUGGAAAGCAUCGGGAAGGAGCUUCGUGGCCGCGCAGGCUGCAGGAAGAAGGUCAGGCACUUGAUGCUUGGGAAGAGGCAUCGCUGACUGGCGACCCUGUGGAACCGGAUUUGGAGGUCCGACCGGAUCCCAGUAGAAAGCAGCGUUUUGCAAAGGAGUCCAUGGCUGGGACCGGCCAGCGGAUACAGCGCUUGAGAGCGGCAAAGCUUGACAUCCAGCAGUCUCCACGCGCUCCUGCUAUGCUGCCGAUUCUUUUUGUUUCUGCAGCAGUGGCGAAUCGAGUUUCUAAUCGUGUUCUAUUGGCACCGUUGCUGCGUCAUACGUAUUUCCUUGCUCUCACGACUACCCUGGCGCAACUGUCCAUCUACUGUGUCUGGCUGUGGCGGAGUUUUCGCCAAGGACAGAUCACAAAGCCCAUGCGGGACUAUGCCAUGUCCAAUCCCGUGUUGCUGGGAGCCUUCGGCCUCUGCGAGGGAGCCUUCUUCCCCUUGGUCUUUUACUCGGCGGCGAGGCUGCCUGGAAGCUUGGUCCAAGUCCUCAACCAGAGCCUCAUACCAUUCACUGUGCUUUUCAGCUUUAUCUUUCUGAGCCGGCGCUAUGACAGGAUCCAACUCCUGGGUGUUUUGGUUGUUCUUUGCGGCGUGACACUAUUUACGUCCUUGCCUCGCAGCACGGGAUCGUCCUCAGUGUUCGUCAUUCUCUGCAUUGCAGCCUAUGGGCUCCAAGCAGCGGCCAUGGUCGUCAAGGAGAGUGUUUUCGUUCAGUUCUCACAGAAGCAAGCGCGAGGCGGUUCGGAGUCGAGUCCGUUUGAUGCUUCGCUUUUCCUGACCAUCGGCACUUGCUGCCGCUGUGCCGUUCAACUGCUGGCCUGGCCGCUGUUUCUGCAAUUGGUGUCUCCAGGCCUCGGCAUCAGGAGCAGUGCGACUGCCGGUGCGAUGGCAAUGAUGCAUCCUGCUGUUCUUCCCCUGACGAUCUUCUACAUCAUGGCGAAUGUUGGCAUCAGCAUCACUGCUCUGCUGCUUGUGCAGAAGUCAUCAGCAUCGACCGUAGUUCUUGCCAAUGUGGUUGCGCUGCCACUGUCGGCGCUGCUCUUCUGUCUUCCAUUGCCAUCGCUGGAGCGGCAGGUAUUCCAAUGGCGAUUCGCGGUCAGUCUCUUGCUGAUUGUUCUGGGGAACUUGCUCUACAGCCAUCGUUCAUUGCUCAGUGAAGCCGAUGCCAGCAGCUGUGACGGCAUUCGAGAGAAGAUGCUGGAGAACCUGGUGACUCCUGAGUCAGGUUUCUAUGCUGCCCUGGCGCCUGACAUGUCGCUCCAUCUCCUGCAUUUUGCUCCGCCGCACAUCAUCCGAGCCCUCUCCGAUUGCCCGCCGAUCGAGAGGAUCGAAGAGUCAGUGCUCCAGAUGAAUGCCGCCUGCGACUUCCGGGAUGCCAGAGGUGAUGCAUCGGAAGGCUUAUACACAAGCUCGACAGCUUUCCUGCGAUUGCAUCUUUUCCAAUCGCAACUCGGGGUGGAGAUGCUGAGCCAACAUCUGCAGAAGCAGGUCUGCCGGCGACCUUUGUGCAGAGGCUAUGCAGAGAUUCUGCGCCAACGUGUCAGGGGAUGUCCGGAGGACGCAGGGCACAAGGGUGUCAUCGCGAGAGUGGCUCGAGCUGUUGACACUACCAUGGCUUCAUGCCUGGAGGUCCACAGCGCCAGCCACGGCGAUGCUACUCACUCGGAAGUCUCGUCUGGUGGUGGAGCCCUUGCCGGGGUGUGGUCCAGCGAUAUGAGCGAGAAGAACCACGUGUUGAUAUCAGGCAUCGAUACAGGCAGCGCCGCGGAAAUGCGUGCUGUGGAAGCUGCCGUUGGCAGGAUCUUGGCCGAUGAGUUGCAGCUUCCACUCUUUGCCUUCGAGGAGCGUGGGCAAAGCUUCGCCGAUAUCUUCGAUCCACUUCUGGGAGGGCCGAACGUGUUCACCGUCACUGAAUCUCGCCUGCGUGUCGCCGCUCAGCUUACGCCAUUGCCAAGUGGGGAGCCUUUCGACGAGUCAGUUGGACGCUUCAAUGAGCCAAAGCAGGAGAUCCCUGUGCAGCAGAAUGCCUAUUUUGCCGAGCAGCAUAACCUUCAAAUGCUUGCAAUCCAACCUCGGUGGAACGAACAAGGCAUUGAUCCAUCGCGGCUGAGGAUUCGAAUCAUCUUCGAGGAAGUCGUGACGAAAGAUGAUCCGUCCGCGGUCAUUCGGAUAUUCCCAGUGGCCUUGCGAGAUAUCUGUUCGAGCCUGCAGCCGGAUGACGAACUCCAGUGGCAGAUGUUUCCGGCAGACACCGGUCUUGGGUCUCUCAAGCCUGCCAGUGGUGGAUCCGGCGCUGGUCCCUUGGACAGCGUGCCCGUCGGAUUCGUUUGUCACGUCAUAGCAGCUGGAGAUGAUGUUCAGGUCCUUGCAAGUGGCGAGGUGCUGCAGAUAGAACUUUCGCAGCCUCUUCUCCGCAACACCGAGUACGUGGUUUUGCUGCCGCCACGCAUCGUGAAAGCCGCCAUGGGCAGUACGACCUUCCCAGGUGCUCUUUGGGAGGGUUGGCCAAGCGAGGAAGGCCAAGACAACCAGGAGUAUGUCUUCACCACGGGAACCCCCAAAGUGUCCAAUGCCAGGCUUUCCAUUGCCGUCAGCUGCAGUUCCGAGGAGGAGUGCGAACGGCAGAGGCGCCUGGUAAGCGAGCAAGGUAUGGAGGAUCUUGCGAGCCGCGCAUCCUGUUUCGCAGCCUGGUUCCGCUGCAACCAGGAUCCGGUUGCACAGAAGCAUUGCGAAAUUCCUGACCAAAGUACGCAGUGGUGUGACCCCCAUGGCAGCUGGGCACCUUCUUGGUCUCCACCGCGGAAAAAGCAGGAUGUUCAGUUGAGCAGCGUCCCAGAUCAGGCCGUCUCGGAGGUGCAAUCAAUCUACUUGCCGAGUUGGGUUUACAUUGUAUCCCUAGCCGCCUGGGUACAGGGCACCUUUGCAACUCUGCGAGCAGCCUGGUGGGUGAGCGACCUCUACACACAGAGCCGCGACUUCGACCCGUACGUCGCACAGGGCAGCCGCAGCUUGCCCUUGAAAGCCUGCGCAGUCUCCAUGGCAAUUCCGCUGUUGGUCGGCAUGAUUGGCGCAGUCUUUGCUGUUCCCGUCUUUCGAAUUGCUGUGCACGGAUUGUGGAGCCAGGGCGGUAGUAACCAGCAAGGCGCUUUGGUUGAUGCUGAGCGGCUUCACCAUCAAUUAGCAGCUGCGUUCACAGUGUGCUUCUGUGCGAGUGAGGCCUUCACAGCUGUUUUCGCCUACAGCCUCAUCGCCCGCUUCAAAAGUUGGGUCGCAGACAAGGCCGCAACCUUCACAAACUCACGCUGUGGUCCGUUCUCCAGAUGUAGAAUAAGAAAUUGCAUGGCAAGGAUCUUGCAUCCUGAAUCCAAUCCGCUCUGA